Messenger RNA from Plutella xylostella (diamondback moth), 2294 nucleotides. Its product is annotated as cyclin-dependent kinase 3. Gene Ontology annotation, molecular function: protein serine/threonine kinase activity; ATP binding. Gene Ontology annotation, biological process: protein phosphorylation. NCBI's taxonomy places the organism in Eukaryota, Metazoa, Arthropoda, Insecta, Lepidoptera, Plutellidae. Gene Ontology annotation, cellular component: nucleus. The record is from RefSeq and is a predicted model, not a curated record.
AGUAUCGGUCGUAGCGCGUCGUAGCCGGCCGCGUAGCACGACCUGCUACGAAAAUUGCUACGAAAUCAACACAUUAAAAGUUUCACACCUUUUCUUACACUUGUCUUAAAAGUUCCACCCUACAGUUUCGUUUCUUCAUGUGGAGUGUGAGUUUGUGUCGAGGAAAACUUUGUGAAGAUUGUAGGGAAAUGCGGUGCUGUCAGUGAGAUGCGCGCGCGCACGUGGCAUGGCGCGAGCGCUGUCCCCCUCCACGCCUAGCAGCCGCGCCAUGGACAAGUACGAGCAGCUGUCUGUGGUGGGCGAGGGCUCGUACGGCGUGGUGCUGAAGUGCCGGCGCCGCGACGACGGACAGCUCGUGGCCAUCAAGAAGUUCCUCGAGACGGAAGACGACGCCGGGGUGCGGAAGAUGGCGCUCAGGGAGAUACGGAUGCUUAAGAAGCUCCGCCACGACCACCUGGUGAACAUGCUGGAGGUGUUCCGCCGCAAGCGCCGCUUCUACCUGGUGUUCGAGUACCUGGACCACACGCUACUGGACGAGCUGGAGGCCUCGCCCGGGGGGCUGGGCGAGGAGGUGGCUAGGAAGCAUCUGUAUCAGCUGUUGAAGGGGAUUGAUUACUGUCAUCAGAACUCGAUAAUCCACCGCGACGUGAAGCCCGAGAACGUGCUGGUCUCCGCCAGCGGCAUCGUGAAGCUGUGCGACCUGGGGUUCGCGCGAGCACUGGCGGCGCCCGGCGAGCCCUACACGGAGUACGUGGCCACCCGGUGGUACCGCGCACCCGAGCUGCUGGUGGCUGAGCACAGGUACGGCCCCGAGGUGGACAUCUGGGCGCUGGGCUGCCUGUUCUCCGAGAUGCUGACCGGGGACCCGCUGUUCCCGGGCGACUCCGACAUCGACCAGCUCGCGCUCAUCAUCAACACUGUCGGCAAGCUAGCCCCGCGUCACCAGCAAGUCGUCUCUCGUCUCUCAGGCGGCGCGGGGGCGGCGUGUGGGGGCCGGGGGGCGAGCGGGGGCCGCGGGGCGCUGCCGGGGGGCGGCCACGGCCGGGACCUGCUGGCGGCUUGUCUGAGGACGGAGCCUCGGGCUAGGCCGCAGGCCUCCGCUUUGUUGAGGCAUAAAUAUUUCACGACGGAUGGUUGGGCCGACAGCUUCAAUGCGGAACUCCGACAAAAGCUUGGAAAGGAAGAGAGCACAUCGCCGCAACAGUGCACAGCUCGCUUAGCAAACAAACCGAGACAACAAUGGACCCUAAAUAUAAUGACUGAUCACUCGAGGUCUCGUACCAACAGCACCGCCGAUUCGCUGAUAGAUUACAAUUAUACACCAGGAACACACGAAGAAAUGGAAACAACAACCCAAGCAGAGAAAGCAAAGUCCCAUUCGAUGACGCCACAAGAUUCUGGAGAGGGUGGAAAUGGAGUGACUACAGCGACGUUGCCCGCCCCGCGCCCUCUCCCGCCUAAGUCUUUGUCUAAAGCCAUCAAUGAAACGUUUCAGACCUUUCCGGUACCUGUGACUACUUACCCUCGGACACCGUACAUAAAAAAAGUAAACAACAAGGUGAUGAUGGAAGAGGAUGUGAUUCGAGGGAAGGCGACGAGCAAGAAGCUUGCCAAGAAGACAGCGCCUCAACUUUCACUGCCAUACGUCCCAGGAGCCAGCAACAGUCCGAUGAAGAAAGCCAAGAAACUGACCCCUCAGCAGCAACAGUACCUCGUCAACAAAGCACACGACAACUGGAACUAUGGAGCGUAUCGUACCGGAGACAGUUCUCGCAGCCCCACCAACCUGCCCUACAUGUGACUGCAGGGCCGCGGCUGCCUCAAUGUCAUCCACCAACAACAUGCUUACAACACCGCCGAACGCAGAAAAUUUAAUUACUUUCAUUUUUAAACUUUUAAUAAUGUAAUGGAAAAACUUCAUAUACUAGUGAAUCAAACUCCCUAACUUGGCUUAUUGUCCCUUUCAGUAUUUGACUGAAGUUUACGUGUCAUACUAGCUAUGUUACGAUUAUUAUUAUUUCUCUUAUGGCGUAUUUAUUUUAAAUAAAUUGUUAGGUAAGUACCAAUCAUGUUUGAUUUAAUUGUUUAAUUCGUAAUGUCGGUUUUCAUGACAAAGCUAUCAUCAUCAUCUCAUCACACUGCCAAAGUAACUGUUGUUUUGUAAGGUUUGACUUUUGAAAUGUUUGGAUGAAUUUUGUAAAAGGUAGUCUUGGUGAAAACUGCUCUUUGUAAAUAUGUAUAGUGUUAAACUUUAUUACUUACAAAAUUAUUAAAAUAAAAUAAUUGCAAACUCA